Molecule: messenger RNA, 1346 nt
Organism: Conger conger (European conger)
Lineage: Eukaryota; Metazoa; Chordata; Actinopteri; Anguilliformes; Congridae
Product: nucleophosmin-like
Biological process (GO): regulation of centrosome duplication; ribosomal small subunit biogenesis; ribosomal large subunit export from nucleus
Cellular component (GO): ribonucleoprotein complex; nucleolus; nucleoplasm
Molecular function (GO): RNA binding; histone binding; chromatin binding
Source: RefSeq, a predicted model, not a curated record
ACAAUCUCGGCCGGGGCGUGUCUGCUCCGAAAACGGGUUAGUGUGUCUCCGAGCGUGGGAGAGAUCAUAUCAGUUCAGCGUCCCGGCUAGAAGGUCUGAAAAGCGAGGUAUGAACGGAAUGGACAUGGAGCAGAUGGGACCACAGAACUUCCUUUAUGGCUGUGAGCUGAAAGCUGGUAAAGAUGUGACCUUUAACCCCGAGGAUGACGAGUUUGAGCAUCAGCUGUCCCUGAGAAUGGUGUGUGUGGACUCCAGCACUAAGGACGAGCUGCAUGUGGUGGAGGUCGAAGGUCAUGACUCCGAGGGUCAGGAGGUGAAGGCCAUCAUGGCCACGCUGAAACCGUCCUCUCUACCCAGCGUGUGUCUGGGUGGGUUUGAGAUCUCUCCCCCGGCUGUGUUCAGACUCAAGUCCGGAUCUGGCCCCGUCCAUAUCAGCGGGCAGCAUCUCAUCAUGGCAGAUGCUGACCAGUCCUUUGAUGAAGAUGAAGAUGAGGAUGAUGAGGAGGUCAAAAUGUCCACUAAGAGGCCGGCUGUACUGUCUGUGUUCAAACCCCAGAAAAAGAUGAAGAUGGAUGAAGAGGCGGAAGAGGAGGAGGAUGAUGAUGAUGAAGAUGAUGAUGAUGAUGAGGAUGAUGAGGAGGAGGAGGAGGAGGAGGAAGAGGAGGAAGAAGACUCCCCAGUGAAGCCCAAGAAGGCUCAGCCCAAGAGCCCCGCCCAGAACGGAAAAACCCCCAAUGCAGCAGCAGCCACGCCCACAGUGAAACAAAACGCCAAGGCGAAGACCCCCGAUGCCAAAACCCCCGAUGCCAAGGGCAAAGCAGGAAAGGGCCCGAAAACACCACAGACCCCCCGCACCCCCACCAUGGAGGAGAUCCAGAACAAAAUGAUGGCCAAUGUUGAGAAGGGUGUGAUGCUCCCAAAGCUGCAGGUGAAGUUUGAGAAUUACCUAAAGAACGCUUUCCAGGUGAAGGACACCAAGACGGUCCAGGAGCUCUGGAAAUGGAGACAAACGGUGAAGGACAGAAAAUGAUUUUUUGUUUGUUUUUUGUUUUUUGAAUGUUUUUUUAUUUUAUUUUAGUUUUUAACCCCCACCCCCACCUGAAUUUGUCCUCCCUGUCACUAACCAAUCAUUGAGCUUCAGCUGGCUCGAUUUGGGUUAGGGUCGGGGCCAGGCUGCCACGGUUACGCUGAACUAUUUGUUUUCCAUUUGUUAUACUUUUUAAUAUUAUUUUGUGUUUGGUGUUCCUGUGGGACAGAUGUGCUCCCGCCCCCCCACCUUCUUAUGUUCAUUGUUUGAAAAACUGGUUCAGAAUGUGCUUUAUGAAAUAAAAACGUUUAUGGAGAAA